CAAGCAGUGUCAACAAAAAACUGUCUUAAGGGGUGGAUCCGGUCCCUAGGGAGGGAGCUGGCUCAAGGUUGGUCCUGAGUCCAAGGGGAACCAGACGGUCUAGGACCAACUCUCUGGGCAUUGUGAUGGAGAUGGACCAGAAAUUAUAAGGAAUAUAAACGGCCGGCCAGGUAAUACACUGAGGUACGAGAACCAGGAAAGAAAACGGAACCGAUAGAAGAUGGCGUCCCAAGCACACAAGCCUCACAACUGCUCAGCAAGAGACCCUGCCUCCCCAAGAGCUCCGCCUACGGUUGCCAGGGUGACGCAGCCAAGAGGGUUAGUUUACGUCAUCUUGGGUUCCCAUGGCAACAGAGGCUGGCCUCUAGCUCUCGGUCAAAUUUCUAGCCCUUCGUCUCCAGGCAGAACACCGCAAACCAAGAGUGGACAACUCUCCCCUCCUCUCAGCACAUCAGAAGAUUCCACCCAGGAAUUUGGGGUCCCAUCUGGGAAGAUGACAAGGGUCAUAAAGCCUUUUGCUUCCAGCAUCUUGACAGGAAACUCAAGCUUCCGGAUUUUCCUUUUCCAUUUCAUGAGUUAGGAGUUCGUCAGAAGCCUUGUGUCUCUUCCAUUUGUGGAUAAACAUGCUUUGCUUGCAGGAACAAUUUUGACCCCUCACAAAGUUACAUUAUUAAGAAACUAAAGACACACCCAUGUAGGAAAGAUAAAACCCUAAGCAGCUAGGGUUGAGAGGAAGAGGACCAGGCACCUGGACCCUGGGAUCUGCAACUUCUCCAUUCGCCUAGAGCGCUGAAAAGGAGCCCCAGUCAUGAAGAGGUUUCUCCUGGCCACCUGUUUGGUGGCUGCACUGCUGUGGGAAGCAGGUGCAAUUCCAGCACACCAGGUCCCUGUCAAGACCAAAGGCAAACUUGUGUUCCCUGAACAGGAAACAGAGAAGGCCUGGGGUACCAGAGCCAUGGAGCCUCUUGAAAAGGACAACCAGCUGGGGCCACUGCUUCCUGUACCCAAGCAGAAGCUUGCAGCUGCUGAGGAGAAGCGUCCAGAUACCAUGACCUGGGUGGAGACUGAGGACAUCCUGAGCCGUCUUCGGAAUCCUCUUCAGGGUCCAGAACUGGAUCUUGACAGCAUAGACCAUCCGGUGUCUGAGGAUGUCCAGGAUGAAGAAGUUCCCCAGUCAUGGCCCAUCCUGUAUCGUCAGGUGCUGCAGGGACCAGAGGAGGACCUUGACCACAUCUCCCACUCUAUGGAGGACUCUUGAGAGCCCUAACCACUCUCCCACUCCUGUCCUGAGGUCUAGGCUGGUGUGACCACUGACUCUCCCCAGCUAGAAAAAAAAUAAUAAACACCUGGAAAUUGGUGGAAG
Mastomys coucha (southern multimammate mouse) is the source of this 1363-nucleotide messenger RNA. RefSeq names its product proline rich acidic protein 1 (gene Prap1). The record is from RefSeq and is a predicted model, not a curated record. The transcript has 7 exons. The coding region runs from base 809 to 1258 and encodes 149 amino acids. Lineage: Eukaryota; Metazoa; Chordata; Mammalia; Rodentia; Muridae.